Molecule: messenger RNA, 2347 nt
Organism: Acanthochromis polyacanthus (spiny chromis)
Lineage: Eukaryota; Metazoa; Chordata; Actinopteri; Pomacentridae
Product: E3 SUMO-protein ligase ZBED1-like
Exons: 2
Coding region: 206-2074 (622 amino acids)
Molecular function (GO): protein dimerization activity; DNA binding
Source: RefSeq, a predicted model, not a curated record
AUAAGUCCUACUAGGGCUGGGAAAAAAAUCGGUUUUGUUUUAAAAUCGAGUUUGGAGGCCGAAUCGAUUCAUAUUUUCACAAAAUCGAGUUUUUCAAGUUUUUUCCCCCCACCCCACACAUUUUGCAAUCGCCAACUGGCUUUCCGUAGUUUUGCGGAGCGGGAAUCUUGAGCGGCCCCCUCCCCCUGCGCGCGCAGCACUUGUAAUGACAACAAACAAAAUGGCAGAACAACCCGGUGCAAAAGAGCAGCUUCUCCCCAAAAAGGGUACAACGACGUCGAUAAUCUGGAAUUGGUUUGGAUUUACGGCUUCAGAUGAGGGCCAAACAACGCCUCGCUGUAAAAUAUGCCAGAAAGCUGUUGUUGUGGCCUGCAGCAGCACCACGAAUUUAUUUCAGCAUCUGAAGAGAAAACAUGCUCCGGAGUGGGAGAAGUGUCGUCUUCUUCGACGUGAGAAUCAGUCAAGCACGAGCAGCACAGACAGCACCCAGGCUGUAAAGCAAAGGACUCUUGAGCAAAGUUUUUCACGCGGUGUCCCAUACGAGAAGAGCGGAGUCAGGUGGAAAGCAAUUACGGAGGCAAUAACUUUUUAUAUAGCCACGGACAUGCUCCCAGUGUACAGUGUGGAGAAGAGAGGGUUUAACCACAUGCUUAGUGUUUUGGACGCUCGAUAUACUGUACCCAGUCGCAAGUACUUUUCUGAUGUUGCACUUCCACAACUCUACAAUACGACUCGGCAGAAGAUAAACCGUGAGUUGAAGGACAUUGACUUUUAUGCAGCAACCACUGAUCUUUGGUCAAGUCGAACCAUGCAACCGUACAUGUGCCUUACUGUUCAUUAUAUCAAUGAAAGUUGGAAUCUACGAAGCGUGUGUCUCCAAACGUCAUAUUUCCCCGAGGACCACACUGGCGAUACGAUUGGUCAAGAGCUAAAGGAUGCUCUCAACUCGUGGGGCCUUUCAGAAGAGCGUCUAACAUGUAUGACAACUGACAGUGGCACCAAUGUAAUCAAGGCUAUGAAGGACAAUAACUGGCCAAACCUCAAGUGCUUUGGGCAUCGACUACACAAUGCCAUAGUUAAUGGUGUGAAAGAUGAACGCAUAGACCGGGCGAUAGGAGUGUGCAAAAAGGCAGUUUCAGCCUUUUCCUACAGCUGGAAGAAAAGAAGGGACAUGGCUGAAGUUCAGGCAGAGCUCGGUCUUCCUCCUCAUCAGCUGGUUACAGAAUCCUUAACAAGAUGGGGAUCACGCCAAAAAAUGAUUGACCGUUUCCUGGAACAAGAAAAGGCGAUCGUCCGGGUUCUUGGUGCAGAUAAGAAAAGCAGGCAUCUUGUACCAACGUGGCAAGAUCUUGAAGUGCUGGAAGCAACAAAUAAGGCGGUCAAGCCCCUUCAAGACUUCACAGAUGCACUGAGUGGGGAGGCUUACGUUAGUGUUAGCUAUAUUAAACCUGUCCUCCAUUUAUUUAGAACUAGCCUCCUGCAGCCACAAGAAGAAGAUGUAGCUCUUACUGCUACAAUAAAAAGAAACAUCAUGAGCUAUCUUGACAAAAAAUACAGUGACCCUGAAAAUGAUGAGUUAUUAGACAUGGCGUCGCUUAUGGAUCCACGUUUUCGCAGCACCUACAUUGACCCUAGCAAACUAGACCUCAUUAAAAAAAGAGCUGUGACUGAACUCUCUGCUCUCUACUCACAGAAUAGUUCUGAAACAUCAGUGUGUGAAAAUCAACGCUCAGACUCUCCACCAAAGAAGAAAACUUUAGCUGCCUUCUUCAAAAAAGCAGUACCAACCUCACUACCCCACCAGACAGAAAGUGACAAAAUUGAAGCAGAGCUCAACUCCUAUCUUUUGAGUCCUGUGGUGGAUCCAGACACUGACCCACUAGAGUGGUGGAGGCAGCACCAACCCAACUUCACAAGACUCAGUCGUCUUGCAAGAAAGUACUUGGCCAUUCCUGCAACCAGUGCCCCGUCGGAGAGAGUCUUUAGUGUAGGUGGGGGUAUUGUCACCUGUCACCGAGCUUGCCUUAAGCCUGCUGUUGUUGAUCGGCUAAUUUUUUUAGCAAAGAAUGUUUAAUGGAACUUUUCAUGUUUAAUGAUGUUGUUCACAUUUUGAACAGUGGUAUCUCAGGAAAUGAUUUUGCUUUAUUUGCUGAUAAUCAGUCCAGAUCAUUUUUAGUUACUUACUAAAAUGUUUCACUUAUUUUCCCUCAGUUGCGAGGAUGCACAAACAAGAUACUAUUCAGUGUCACUUUGUUUAGCUGCUGUUUUCAAAUGAUGACCUUUCCUUGGUCUUGUUCAAGGUUUGUUGUUGCACUUUAACAAAAACAAUAAAUUUAUGUAUUUUUCA